Rotaria sp. Silwood2 is the source of this 678-nucleotide messenger RNA. The record is from the annotation of a GenBank genome assembly. Lineage: Eukaryota; Metazoa; Rotifera; Eurotatoria; Philodinida; Philodinidae.
AUGUUAAAAAAUAUAGGAGACUAUUUUGCGAUAGUCUGUGCGUUGAUUAACGCCUAUCGACCAUUAUUCAUAGCCGACAUUUCUAAAGACAAUGCUAUAGCUGAUCGAAUGUUGGGAUUGGCAACUCAAUCAAAUAAUAUAAAAACAUAUAUUGAUAAAUUGAAAAAUAAAUCCGAUAAAUCCCUAAAGUGGACUCUAUUAAAUGCGAAUCAUUUGGUUAAAGAUUUUCCACGUAUGACAUUCAACGAAUUAAAUGACUUGACCUUAGGCACCUUCCAGCUAAAACAGGCUAAAAAGUAUGCUGUGGAACAUUUAUCUAAUGAUGGCUCAUUUAAUAUAAAAGUAGCUAAACAACGGGAUGAUUUAAUAAGAGCUCAAAUACAAUCUCGACAUAAAAAUGCCAUACUAUACGAUAUCUGGGUACAGUACGAUCAAAAAGAAAUUCUUGGUUGGUACUGCCGAUGUCCGAAUGGUUGUCGUGUAAUAGGCUGUUGCUCUCAUAUUGCUUCUGUGAUUUGGUAUUUAUCGUUUGCUCGAUAUCAUCCAGAAGCUUUGAGAGAAUCAGCUUCUUCAUAUCUAAACUCACUAACUGAUGCACAAAACUAUUCAGAUGUUUCUGAUGACGACGGAAAUGAAAGUGAUGAUGAUAAUUCUCAAACCUUAUACACUCUUGCUUAA